AUGAAGUUCACCCUGGGCCUGGGGUCGCGGGCGUGGAGAGUGUCCUGGGAGCGGACGGCAGCGGCGGCGGCAGCCGGCCCCGGGGCGGGCGGGGCACCGCGCGUCUGCAGCCCGCGGCCGGGCCGCCGCGGCUCUCGGCUCGCGCGCGCGCUCCCUCUAUGCCUCGCCCCCGGCGGCGGCGCCCGAGCUCUCCCGGACUGCGCCGGGCCCAGCUGCCGCCGCUCCGGCGCCAGGCUGCUGGCUGGCCCGCGCGCUAUGGAGCAGACGUACGGCGAGGUGAACCAGCUGGGAGGCGUGUUUGUCAACGGCCGCCCCCUGCCCAAUGCCAUCCGCUUGCGUAUCGUGGAGCUGGCGCAGCUGGGCAUCCGACCCUGUGACAUCAGCCGGCAGCUCCGCGUCUCCCACGGCUGCGUGAGCAAGAUCCUGGCGCGCUACAACGAAACUGGCUCCAUCCUACCAGGCGCCAUCGGCGGCAGCAAACCGCGCGUCACCACCCCCAACGUGGUCAAACACAUCCGGGACUACAAGCAGGGAGACCCCGGCAUCUUCGCCUGGGAGAUCCGCGACCGGCUGCUGGCCGACGGCGUCUGUGACAAAUACAACGUGCCCUCAGUGAGCUCCAUCAGCCGCAUUCUUCGCAAUAAGAUUGGCAGUCUGGCGCAGCCCGGGCCCUACGAGGCGAGCAAACAGCCGCCGCCGCAGCCCGCGCUGCCCUACAACCACAUCUACCAAUACCCCUACCCCAGCCCCGUGUCGCCCACGGGCGCCAAGAUGGGCAGCCACCCCGGGGUCCCGGGCACGGCGGGCCAUGUCAGUAUCCCGCGCUCGUGGCCCUCGGCGCACUCGGUCAGCAACAUCCUGGGCAUCCGGACUUUCAUGGAGCAAACAGGGGCCUUGGCCGGGAGCGAAGGCGCCGCCUACUCCCCCAAGAUGGAAGACUGGGCCGGCGUCAACCGCACCGCCUUCCCCGCCACCCCGGCCGUGAACGGGCUCGAGAAACCCGCCUUGGAGGCGGACAUUAAAUACAGCCAGUCGGCCUCCGGCCUUUCCGCUGUGAGCGGCUUCCUCCCGGCCUGCGCCUACCCGGCCUCCAACCAGCACGGCGUAUACAGCGCGCCAGGCGGCGGCUACCUCGCGCCUGGUCCUCCGUGGCCGCCGGCGCAGGGCCCCCCGCUGGCGCCCCCCGGGGCCGGCGUCGCGGUGCACGGCGGGGAGCUCAUGACCUUCAAGCACCCCAGCCGAGAAGUGGCCGAUCGGAAACCCCCCAGUCCCGGCAGCAAGGCGACGGACACCCUCAGUAGCUUACACGGACUGCCCAUCCCGGCUUCGACCUCCUAG
Lepus europaeus (European hare) is the source of this 1338-nucleotide messenger RNA. RefSeq names its product paired box 1 (gene PAX1). The record is from RefSeq and is a predicted model, not a curated record. The transcript has 5 exons. NCBI's taxonomy places the organism in Eukaryota, Metazoa, Chordata, Mammalia, Lagomorpha, Leporidae. Gene Ontology annotation, molecular function: DNA-binding transcription factor activity, RNA polymerase II-specific; RNA polymerase II cis-regulatory region sequence-specific DNA binding. Bases 1 to 1338 code for a protein of 445 amino acids. Gene Ontology annotation, biological process: regulation of transcription by RNA polymerase II; anatomical structure development.